GAGUUUGACUUUGUUCAUUUAAAAAAAAAAUUAAAAUCAAGACAAGGACUGCAUGGCUCAGUCGAUCCGCUCGUGCAUUGUGCUUUGUCGAUUGUCCCGUAUUUCAUUUGUGAAAUCUGGUCACCCUGGUUUUACUGGCCAUUCUGUAUGCAUAUGGAUACGAAAGUGCAUUUCCACCAAAUAUCAUGAAAGCAAGCUGCUGGUACAGCCAGGGUAACUUUAAAGGCAGGAGCUCGCCGAACAGUCACCGGAGCGGAGCGUGGUGGUCUGCAGAAAAGCUUACGCAUUUUAGGCUUUUUAGUAGAAAAGAAAUGGAGCCAAAAUGUCAUCGCUUAGGCGGGAGCUGUGUAGAAGAUGCAGAUGAACAAUCAAACAACAUAGUAUACCAUGGUAUUAUGGAUGAUACACCUUUAUUACCUUCAGCUUCUGUGCAGCAGGAGGCAAUGACGGAAAGAGUGGAACCUUUUACAUCAGGGAAGACAUCUUUUGGACUAUCAGUUUUCAAUUUGAUGAACGCUAUAUUAGGGAGUGGGAUCUUGGGCUUACCCUAUGCAAUGGCACAAUCUGGUAUUAUCCUCUUCAGUGUGAUGCUGUUGCUUGUCGCUGUCAUGGCAAACUACACAAUCCACCUCCUUCUGAAGAUGUGUGACAUCACAGGUCAUAGGUCAUAUGAAGAUAUAGGGAACAGUGCAAUGGGUGUCCCAGGCAAGCUAAUGGCAGCUUCUGCUAUACUCCUUCAAAAUGUUGGUGCUAUGUCAAGUUAUCUAUUUAUUGUAAAGAAUGAGAUGCCAGCAGUUCUCAAGACGUUCCUACAUGAAGACCAGACUGCAAAUGAAUGGUAUGUAAAUGGUGACUAUUUGGUCCUACUCCUUGUGUUAUUGGUCAUCCUCCCCCUGGCUUGCCUGCCAAAGAUCGGUUUCCUUGGUUACACCAGUGCCUUCUCCAUUCUAUGUAUGGUCUUCUUCACAGUGGGGAUUGUGUAUAAGAAGUAUGGAUUUCCAUGCCCUAUUCCUGUUACACCAGGACCAAAUAUCACUUUAGAGAAUAUGUUUGAAAACUAUAUGUACUACCAUCCUAAAGAUAACCAGACCAACCAAUGCAAGGCCAAGCUAUUUACUAUCACUCUUCAGACAGCAUACACUAUACCGACAAUGGCUUUCUCCUUCGUGUGCCACACAGCAGUACUUCCAAUCUAUGCAGAAUUAUCAAGACCAACGAAGCGCAGGAUGCAGAAUGUUACUAUCACGUCUAUUGGAGUUUGUUACACCUUGUAUAUGAUAGCAUCGUUGUUUGGAUAUCUUACAUUCUAUGAUGGUAUCAAUAGUGAGAUACUCCAUGGCUACAGCGAAUACAAAGAGGAUGACCUUCUUAUCUUGAUCAUCAGAAUAGCUGUUCUUACUGCCAUUGUCUUCACAGUACCCAUCAUACACUAUCCUGCUCGUAUAGCAUUCAUGAUGAUAGCCGGGACUGCCUUUCCCGUAGCAUCAGCCAGGUAUUCAUGGAAACUUUAUUUCCUGACGACAUUCAUUCUGCUCGCCUUAGUCACAACAUUUGCCAUCUGUGUUCCAAACAUCAUGGAAAUAUUUGGUGUCAUAGGUGCCACUGCCUCGACCAGCUUGGUCCUCUUUCUUCCAUGUCUUUUCUACCUCAAACUUGGUCAGGAGCAGCUCAAAUCAUCAUCUAAAAUCAUGGCCACCAUCCUCCUGGUGGUGAGUGUUGCUCUCCUCAUCCUCAGCCUGGCCACCAUCAUCUAUGGAAUCAUUACCAAGGAUACAUGAUGCACUCUCUCCAUCUCAUUAAAUACCAAAGAGACAAAUGUGUGGCCAAACUGAUUAGUCUUCAGGAAGGACAUACUGGUUCAUUAGGUACUAGGUUCAAAUCCCUGUCUCAUACUCGAGUGCUUCAUUGAAAUCUAUAUUGAGGGCGAGAUGAUGAUAACAUGCAAUAUCCAUUGGACAUGCAUACACACAAAUUAUACAUGUGUAGUUUGUGGGAUACAAGUACUAAUUUAUGAACACUGGUUGUUAAGAUAUUGAUGUCUGUUAUUGCCACUUUCCAGUUGACCUGGAUUAAAAAAAGACCUUUCUUUAGAAAAUUGCUUCCAGAUAAAUUUUGAAAAUUAGGUAAACACCGAUUCUGAUCUCAUGCCAAAACAGUAACCCUAGUCCUUUCUUUGAUUUUGUUUUGACCCCCCCCCCACACACACAUCAUUCUUUAGAUAAAUUAACAUGGGGGGGGGUCUGAAAAGGGGUUUUAUAUAAACAAAGAAAAAAGUAUGCAGAUAUUUUAAUUUUGAACAGGUGCCUGAUGAAAUAAAUUUUUAUGAGUGGGUUUUCUAAUGGAUGAAGUGGAUUAUAUUUUUGCAUUGUUGAGAAGAGAAUACCAUACAAUCUAAUUUUCACAUUUAAGUAAUAAAAAAAUUUAUUAAUAUAAUAAUGAAACAGUUGAUGGAUCUGUGGAAUAAGUAUAAAAUUGUGGAAUCUUUAGUUUUUGCAGUCAUGUUUUUGUAUUGUUGAUAUUGAAUACAUCUUCUUGUAUUGCAAAUCAGAGUGCAAUGUUAUGUUGACUACCAAGAAUUUACAGGGUAUCACUGUCACUUUCAAAGCUGUUUUUGAAAGUGGCCCAGUUACAAUUCUAUGUGUGUACAUGCAUUUUUUCCAAACAUGCAAUAAAAAAUUAUAUUAACCAAAAAAAGGGGGUCACAUUAAAUGGUGAUGAAUGUAUAAUAAUGUAUAUGUGUAUUUCAUAUCAAUUAAGUUUCGGAAUAGUUCCCUUAUGUAAUUUAAGUUGUAAGGGAUGAUAGAAAAAUUCAAGUUUAUGAAGAAAUUCCUUGUGUAUAUUUGCUUUGUAUUCAUUUAUUCAUGAUUUUCAUUUUUUGUUACAGCCUGGCUGAAAUCUGAGUGAGCCUUGGAUUUGUUCUCAAACUGGAAAAAAAAAGGGGGGGGGGUUGAUUGAUAUUAUAGAGAAAAGUUGUUCUUUUCCCCCUCUUACAUUAUCUUUUACUUAAAAAAUACAGUGGUGUGAAUAUAUUCCAUGGAAUGCACAGUCCAAAUACGCUCAUGGGGCUAGCCUGGCAUGAGGUCUUUUGUCUAUAAGUCAGCUUCAAAUACAACAAAUCUUAAUUUCCUUUACCAUCUAAGCUGGUCCUAAUUUGAGGAGUAUAUUUCAUUGAACGGUAGAGUAUGGCACAAUUUUUUAUGCUACUUUGGGCCUGAGAAUAGGACACUCAAAGCAUGUUUACCACUUCAUUUGGAGCAACUCCCUAGAGUUUCAAUAUGGUAAUAAAAUUAGUUUCCACCUUCCUGCUUUAAUACGGGUAGAUUGAAAUGAGGCUAUUGGGGAUAAAUGAUUAAAAUGAAUAUAUUUAUAGUAAAAUCUAUGCAAAAAUAAGCAAAGAUGUGUUAAGAAUGCAGUACUUAUUGCAAAUGUGUUUGUAUUUAGGCAAUUUCAUAAAGAAUGUACGUCCAACUUUUGAUAAUUGGGACCUUACUGAAAUUUGGUCUAGUUUUCAUAUGAAAGGCUUGCAUGUUAUGGAUUGAGCAUUCCAUGAAGUUAAGCAAGAUUACAGAAAAAGGGGGUUAGAAUUUUCUUAAAGGUAGAUUAUUUUAUGGAAUUGCCCAUUUGAAGAGAAAUGUAUUCCUUUCAACCACAUUAUGCCUUUAUAAAUUAUACAUCUUAUUUGUACUUUCAUGCAAUUAAAAAAAAAGAUAUUUGCAUAUUAACCUUUUUUUCCUCAGAUUUAAUUUUUUAUUUUUCUAAUUAACAAUCAUUAUACUAUUAUACUUCAUUUAUAUUUUCUUGAAGUUGUAUUGUAAUUAAUUAGAGAACAAUAUGCUUCAGAUUGUGUUUUUCUUUGUAUUUUUGUUAUUUACAAGAAACCUUAUCACAGCAGAGAUCUGUUCAUAUUUAAGUUUUUGUGUUGAAUAGGUUAGAUGCUAAAGGUUGUGUGAUGUAUUUUCUGUGUCCUUAUACCUAAAAUAAUAUAAAUUAUGUUUUCAUAAAGAGAAAUAAAUAUUUUCGAAAUCAGUA
Lytechinus pictus (painted urchin) is the source of this 4029-nucleotide messenger RNA. RefSeq names its product probable sodium-coupled neutral amino acid transporter 6. The record is from RefSeq and is a predicted model, not a curated record. The transcript has 14 exons. Bases 186 to 1778 code for a protein of 530 amino acids. Gene Ontology annotation, biological process: L-glutamine transport; amino acid transmembrane transport. Gene Ontology annotation, molecular function: L-glutamine transmembrane transporter activity. NCBI's taxonomy places the organism in Eukaryota, Metazoa, Echinodermata, Echinoidea, Temnopleuroida, Toxopneustidae.